CCGCGGUACAAGUGCCAGACAUUCAUUAGCACGCAAAUGCGUAUUGGAAAUAGUCUGGUGACAGUUUGACUGACAGAGACCAUUCACUGAUGCGUGACCAUGAUAAACUAUCAAUCAAGCGAGUAGACGAUCAUGACGAUCAAGUCGCCCGGCCGCGCCUGGACUUGAUCGACGCUGUAUUAAAAAAUGGUCAUGCAUGACAACCAGAGCUAGUGAUCAAGAAUCAAACUACAACUUCAACUCGCACCUGUACUAGUAACAGGGAUUAUGAGUAAACAAGGGCUUCUAGAUUCAGAACAGCAUUCUGAUGUUCUUCCCAUUCCUGUCUUGUCUUAAUGCCAGCAUCGUUUCGUUGCCAUGGCACUGGUGCUAUUCGUCAUCGCCAUCUUGGCCUAUCUGGUCCUCCAUCAGAUGUACCAGCCCUCGGCCGGCCAACAGCGCCAGCCUAAAGGCAGCCGGAGGCGGGAGAACAAAUUCAAGGAGACCAGCAUCUUUGAAAAGCUUGGCCUGACGUUCAACCAGUGCCCGACGUUCAUGUCGUUCGUCGACCGCUUCAACACCUUCGAGCAGGUGGUGGAAGCCAUCAAGAUGGCCGGCCUGGAACGCAGCGAGAUCAUCAUCGGGAUUGAUUUCAGCGCCAGCAACGAGUGGCAAGGCAGGCGGGUUUUUGCUUCCAGAUGUCUCCACGAUAUCAUGAACAGCAGAACGUUCAACCCUUACCAGAGGGUUCUGACGAUCGUCGGUGCUACCCUGGAGCGAUUUGACUCGGAUCACCUCAUCCCCGUCUACGGCUUCGGCGAUGUCGACACCAAGGACAAGUCGGUGUUUUCUCUGAAACCAGACGAUGAACCGUGCUAUGGUUUCAUUGAAGUUUUACAGUGCUACAACCGAGUGUGUCAGGACAUUCAGAGAAGCGGCCCAACCAGCUUGGAACCCAUCAUCAAGAAAGCCAUCGAAGUGGUAAAAGAGAAACCAACGUACCACCUUCUCUUGAUCCUGACCGACGGUCAGUUGAAAGACAGCGACGGCAACGCCAGUGCCAUUAUAGAAGCCUCCAAUUAUCCAAUCAGCAUCGUGGUCAUCGGUAUAGGGGACGGUCCCUGGGACGCGAUGGAGCACUACGACGAUAACCUUCCCAGUAGAAAAUUUGACAACUUCCAGUUUGUGAACUUCCACCAGGUCUGCAGCAAGGCCAAGUACGCCGAGGCGGCGUUUGCCCUCCACGUCUUGAUGGAGAUUCCAGACCAGUACAAGGCGAUCUGUGAGCUGGGUUACCUGCGGAAUCAGCCCAGUAUCGAGAGCUGGGGAAUGAUCCCUCCGAAGAAAAUCAGCCUUGAGGAUGACCCGGGCUUUCGCAGGUCGCGCAGCGAGCAGGACGUGAUGUCCGUCAAUCCCGAAAUCGUUCCAGUGUUGAGCAGGAAGUCAAGUAAGAGAAUGAAGUCUUCGAUGCGAUACAAGUCUACAAAACGGUGAUUUGGGAGGUAGGGUUUAACAUUGGUUAAUUGCAAAUAUGGUUAAGUGCAAAGUAAACAUGUUCAGAUUAUUUCAAGUUUCUCUAAGUUAAUGUGAUAAUGGAAUUUACCUCUGGUUUUGUGUGCAGUUUUGCAUUUCUGGGGAACAGAAUGCUACUACUUUAAACACGACAUGAGAUAAAAUCUUUUUCCUCCUGCGUGGCUGUACAGUAGACUGAUGGAAAGCAGUCUGACUCGAUAACAUCAUUGCAUAAAAAAAAUCCUCGGCAUAAAUUGAGCACAAAUUCACACAUUGCCACAAAAAAUUCAUGACUACGAUGUUAUUCAGCAGUCAUACUUUCCAUGUCCAUGCAAAAACAUGAUAAUGCCGGUCUGUUCUAGGACCUUAAAUAUAAUUAAUGUAAGAUACCACAAAAUAGCUUAUUUGAGCUCUCUUUGAUAACAUUGUUUGAAAGUGAAGGUAAAUUUAAAAUUUAAAAUGAAAGGUGCUACCAAAAUCACACUGUAAACUUACCAAAACUAUUUGCCUGUUAUGAGCUGAUUUGUCAAUUCAGAAUGGCACCUGCUUAUAAAUUGGCUUAAUUUGUAUAAUUUGAACGUGCGGCUUAAUUUAUUUCUGGUGAACAAAAGCCAUCGAUGCAUGUACACUUUAAAAUCUGUCCGGCAAUUUCCAUGAAGCAGAGGUCAAUUUUGUCACUUUCAAAUUAGAAUGUUUAGAAAAUUUACAAGAUGGAGUGACUUUUCUGGUCAUUAAGAGGCACCAAAUAUGGUAAAAAAAAAAAAAACCUGAAAAAUGGCGAAAAUAGUUUAUGUCAAAAGAAUGGCUUCUGUAAUUUGUGGGCCACGUGCUGGUUGCAUUUUCAUUGUGGGUGUCAUUUACAUACAUGUACAUGUGAACAUGUACAUGUAC
Messenger RNA from Patiria miniata (bat star), 2382 nucleotides. RefSeq names its product E3 ubiquitin-protein ligase RGLG5-like. The record is from RefSeq and is a predicted model, not a curated record. Bases 358 to 1473 code for a protein of 371 amino acids. The transcript is spliced from 2 exons. Lineage: Eukaryota; Metazoa; Echinodermata; Asteroidea; Valvatida; Asterinidae.